AACCAGCUUCAUCUAAUGGUUCUGGGUUUUGAUUUACAGGCUGGAGGGCCACCUGAGUGGCAAUUAAUUGGAGAGGGAUUGGAUUUCUUAGGAGGUUCCCUUUGUUGGCAACAAUCUGGUCACUGGGAUAGAGGUAGACAAGCUUUCCAAGGUCCUGGGACACAGCUGCUGCAUCUCAGCCCAGCUGGGUUGAACCCCAACUGCACAUCCCUUCCAGAGGCUGCAGUCAGUGACAGGGAAGGAAGGAUGUCCUGCAGGAACGUGCUGAUCACCGGCUGCUCCUCGGGGAUUGGGUUGGCCCUGGCCGUCCACCUGGCCAGAGAUGAGCUGAGGAGAUUCCGAGUUGUCGCCACUAUGCGGGACCUGGGCCGGCGUGGGGAGCUGGAGACACGGGCAGGGACGGCGCUGGGCCACACAUUGGAGAUCCGGCAGCUGGAUGUGGACUGUGAGGAGUCGGUGCGGCGCUGUGUGGAGGCCAUCCCCCAGCAGCGCGUGGAUGUGCUGGUGAGCAAUGCGGGGCGGGGGCUGGUGGGGCCGCUGGAGCUGCAGAGUGUGGAGGCUGCGAGGCGCCUGCUGGACACCAAUGUGUUGGGGCUGCUGCGACUCGUGCGUCAGGUGCUGCCCGACAUGAAGCGCCGGCGUAGUGGCCACGUCGUCGUCAUGAGCAGUGUCCUGGGCCUGCAAGGCCUCCUCUUCAAUGACCUCUACUGUGCCUCCAAGUUUGCGGUCGAGGGCUUCUGUGAGAGCCUGGCCUUGCAAGCCCUGAAAUUUGGGGUGCACAUCAGCCUGAUUGAGCCAGGGCCGGUGGCCACGGAGUUUGAGCGGAAGUUGUAUGAGGAGGCGGCCACCCUGGACUUGUCCGGCCUGGACCCUGAGACGCGGGAGCUCUUCCAGGGCUUCUACCUGCCCUACUCUCGGGAGGUUUUUGCCGCCCUGGCCCAGUCGCCGGCAGAGGUGGCCGAGCACACGGCUCGGGUGAUCACGUCAGAGUCGCCGCCGUUCCGGUCCCAGACCAACAGCCUGUAUGCGCCGCUGGCCACACUGAAGCACGCAGACACUAGCGGGCACUUGCCCCUUGCUGCCUUCCAGCGCCUCAUCUUCCAGCACGACCGGCUCUUCAAGGCCAGCCUCAGCCUGCUCAAGCUGCUGCAGUGGCGCAAGCGCCGGGACAUGGACCACACCAAGACCCCUUGAGCCCCAGCCUUCCCCCCCAUACAGCCACCUCCCCUCUAGGAUCCUCAGGAGGGCGUGAGGUGCCGGCUUUUUUGUGGGGCGGGAAUGGGGCAAGGGUGGGGAGUAGGGAUCUGGGUGGGGCUGUGAGUUGCCCCUGGGGGCUGACCCCACUCAGGGGAGGUUCAAUUUGUACUGUGGAUUAAAGCAGCAGGGAGACCUGCAUGGUGAAAGGCAGAGGAGAGGCGUCCUCUUGGGCUACAGAUGGUGGAACUUGGGUGUCCGGGCUCCCAGCCCCCCUGUGACACCCCAGACCCUACUCCCAGAGUUGGGUGAGAACCUAGGCAUCCAGGCCCCCAGCCCAUCCCUGCUCUGACUCCCCAGACCUCACCCCCUCCCAGGGCUGAGAGAGAACCCAGGUGUCUGGUUCCUAGGCCCCUGCUCUAACCACCCCCCCCGCCCCAACUCCCCGGAGCCAGGGGCAGAACCCAGGCAUUUACCGCCACUCCUAGAGCUGGCGAGAGAACCCCAGCUCCCAGCUGCCCCCCACAACUUGUUCCCACCCUGGUACAGAGCAGGACCUGCUAGAAGAUGCUGGUAAGAGAGCCCAGCAACUACCAUAUUUCUUGGCAUAGCAAUGCCCAACCUGUGGCCCAUAUGGGGGGUGCCUUAUCUUAGGAACAUUAAGGUUAUCCAGGAAGCAAGUUUGAGGAGGCGUUGCUGUCCCCAGGUUCACUCCCUCCUGCACUGGGAGGGGAAACUGAGGCGCACACAGAGUGGCAAAAUGACCUGACUAGACCUAUGCAACAAUGAGAAUUGCACCCCCAGCUGGCACCUGCGGCCCUAUCUCAUCCUCCCUCUACACUCUGGGAGGGGCUGGAGCUGAUCUGAGGU
Molecule: messenger RNA, 2064 nt
Organism: Alligator sinensis (Chinese alligator)
Lineage: Eukaryota; Metazoa; Chordata; Crocodylia; Alligatoridae
Product: retinol dehydrogenase 8-like
Exons: 8
Coding region: 16-1194 (392 amino acids)
Biological process (GO): estrogen biosynthetic process
Cellular component (GO): cytoplasm
Molecular function (GO): estradiol 17-beta-dehydrogenase [NAD(P)+] activity
Source: RefSeq, a predicted model, not a curated record